This is a messenger RNA of Suricata suricatta (meerkat), 2795 nucleotides long. RefSeq names its product trafficking protein particle complex 12 (gene TRAPPC12). Gene Ontology annotation, molecular function: protein binding. Bases 178 to 2577 code for a protein of 799 amino acids. The record is from RefSeq and is a predicted model, not a curated record. NCBI's taxonomy places the organism in Eukaryota, Metazoa, Chordata, Mammalia, Carnivora, Herpestidae. Gene Ontology annotation, cellular component: Golgi apparatus; TRAPP complex. The transcript has 12 exons.
CGGCUCCUGCACUGGGCAUGCGCGAAUCAGACCGGACGCCAAGCGCGCACAGGCGCAGAAGCCGGACAGGGUGCCGGGUCGCGUCCCUUUUUCCGGUCUUCAUCCACCUUCUCCCCGGACUCUGGUCACGGCCGCCCGUGACCGUCUCUCCAACCCCAGUGGGCGGGUGGCAGGACCAUGGAGAGCGCUAACAGCACCAGCCAGGGCGCGCCUGAGGAAUCCGGUCCCGUGGAGGGGCGAGCCGGGAGCACCCCUCCACAGGGGGAACAGGGCCAGCUCCUUUAUCAUGAGGAGACCAUCGACCUCGGUGGAGACGAGUUUGGGUCUGAAGAGAACGAGACUGUAUCAGAAGAUUCUAGUAAUUUUGUAGAUAAGCUGAAUGAGCACAUGAUGGAGAGCGUCCUCAUCUCUGACUCUCCCAACAACAGCGAGGAUGACGCAGGUGAGCUGGGCUGUCUGCAGGGUGUCGUGGAGCCCACUGACAGUCACACUGACCCCGCACCGGAAAGUCUGCUGGAGGAAGGAGCAGUCGACACCCUGAGUGACAACACUGGGAGUGACGCAGACGCCGGAGACUGUGCAUCCAAAGGCGGUUCUGACGCAACCCCCGACCCAGAGCUGGAAGAAGUGAAGGAUGCGCCCGCCGUGGAAGAGGAGGGUGCCGAGGACCCGGGUCCGGAGGGGGCGGGGCACAGCCCGCCGUCCAGGCAGUCCCCCCGUAAGGAGGAGCCCGUGCCCGUGUGCACCAUCUUCAGCCAGGCGCUCCCUGCCGGCUCCCAGCCGCCCCUGCUGCCGCGGGACGGCUUCCAGUCCCAGAUGGUGAAGUCUCCGAGCUGCAGCGGCGCGGUGGCCAAGACCCCUCCCCAGGCGGUCCAGCCAAGCCCCAGCCUCAGUAAAUUUUUCGGCGACCCCAGCAGCACGAACUCCUUGGCCUCGGACUUCUUCGAUUCCUUCACCACCUCCACUUUCAUCUCCGUCAGUAACCCCAACGCGGGCUCUUCCGUUCCAGAACAACGGUCCUCGCUCUGCACUCCGGGGGGAGACAGGUCCCCGGGCUCGGCUGAGCCUUCCCACUCCCCGGGGAUUGAAAAGUCGGAGUCGGGUGUUUCCCCGGCUUCCCUGGAAAUUCCUCAGUCUCCAAAACCGUUUUCCCAGAUUCAGGCCGUGUUUGCUGGGAGCGAAGACCCGUUUGCCACCGCCCUGAGCAUGAGCGAGAUGGACCGCAGGAGCGACGCCUGGCUUCCUGGGGAGGGGACCCGGGACAUCCUGAUUUCGGUGGCCGCCCAGCAGUACAGCACGGUGCCCGUGGACAAGGAGAGGCUCACCAUGCCCGGCCUCAAGUUCGACAACAUCCAGGGCGAUGCAGUUAAAGACCUGAUGCUUCGCUUCCUGGGCGAGAGAGCGGCGGCCAAGAGGCAGGUCCUGAGCGCCGAGUCCGUGGAGCAGACCUUCGCCGGGCUGAGGCAGCUCAUCAGCUGCAAGAACUGGAGGGCGGCGGUGGACCUGUGCGGGCGCCUCCUCACCGCCCACGGCCAAGGCUACGGCAAGAGUGGGCUGCCCACCAGCCACACGGCGGACUCGCUGCAGCUUUGGUUUGUGAGGCUGGCCCUCCUGGUGAAGCUGGGCCUCUUCCAGAAUGCCGAAAUGGAGUUUGAGCCCUUUGGAGACCUGAAUCAGCCGGAUCUCUACUACGAGUACUACCCUCAGGUGUACCCUGGGCGGAGGGGCUCCAUGGUGCCCUUCUCGAUGCGGAUCCUGCACGCCGAGCUUCAGCAGUACCUGGGGAACCCGCAGGAGUCCCUGGACAGGCUGCACCGCGUGAGGGCCGUCUGCAGCAAGAUCCUGGCGAACCUGGAGCAGGGCCUGGCCGAGGACGGAAGCGAGAGCUGCGUCACGCCCGAGAACAGACGAGCCUCCAUCCGGCUGUGGAGGUCCCGCCUGGGCCGGGUGACGUGCUCCAUGGCUAACUGCCUGCUGCUGAUGAAGGAUUACGUGCUGGCUGUGGAUGCUUAUCACUCGGUCAUCCAGUAUCACCCGGAGCAGGAGCCGCAGCUCCUGAGCGGCAUCGGCCGCAUCUUCCUACAGAUUGGAGACAUAAAAACAGCUGAGAAGUAUUUUCAAGACGUGGAGAAAGUGACGCAGAAACUGGACGGACCACAAGGGAAAACCAUGGUCCUGAUGAACAGAGCCUUCCUCCACCUCGGUCAGAACAACUUUGAAGAGGCCCACAGGUUCUUUACGGAAGUCCUACGGAUUGAGCCGACGAACGCAGUGACUCAAGGACUCCCUCCGGCAGCUGGAGGCCAUGGUGCAGCGGGACCCCACGCACUACCUGCACGAGAGCGUGCUUUUCAACCUGACCACCAUGUACGAGCUGGAGUCGUCACGCAGCGCGCAGAAGAAGCAGGCCCUGCUCGAGGCCGUGGCCAGCAAGGAAGGGGACAGCUUCAACACGCAGUGCCUCAAGCUGGCCUAGGACGCCCUCCUCCUGGGGCCUCGGGGCCUCUGUGCAGCGGACGCCCCUGUCCCCAGGGCCCGGGGCCACGACCAGGCCCGGACCCUCAGGCGGUUGGUUAGACUCCAGCCAGCCCGGUGCCCGCGGCUCUGCCACGGUUCACGAACGCAGGGUUGGCGCAGCAGGGGCCCCAUGCCAUGCACGCCCCCCUUUGUUCAUUCCCGGAAGCUGACCUGCUUCACCUCUUUCUUCGGCCUUUCCGCAGAGGAAGGCUGACCAGCCACCCGCCCUGCCCCAAAACCUCGAGUGCCUCCGAGCAUAAAGGCAGAGAAAUACCAAA